Molecule: messenger RNA, 2906 nt
Organism: Linum trigynum
Lineage: Eukaryota; Viridiplantae; Streptophyta; Magnoliopsida; Malpighiales; Linaceae
Source: the annotation of a GenBank genome assembly
CACCCGCUCGCAGCCAGCUCCCGAAAAGAACAAUCCGCGCUUGCUUCACCGCUCUUUUAUAUUUUACUGGGUUCCCCCAUUUCUACCCAGCCGCAAGACUCCUCGUCACUGUACACAGAUCUCGCUACUCUCGUUGCCAUUUCUUUCCGUUUCACUUUCAGCCUCCAGUUCGAAGUCCCCUCCUCUCUCUACUCCAGAGUCCAGAGCGGCUUCUUCUUCUUCUUCUCAAGCAUCACCAAGAAUAACUGCCUGCUUCCUUGUUUUGCAAUUCGUACGUCAUCCUAUUCCUAUUUAGCUUCUUCUUUCGGUUCCCCCCUUUUCUUUCUACUAGAGUGGUUCCUAUCCUUAUUUUGCUGCCAGUACUAGGUUUCGUGCGUUUGCUUGUGGGUGUGGUGGUUGGGGGCGGGUGGGAAUUAUCCAGAAGUAAUGGGUUUUCUUUUCUUUUUAAAUUGAACUUGUGAGUUCGAGUGAAGAGGAAGUUCUUGGAAAAUAUUGGCUGUCCAUGUGAUUCUGAUUUGUGUGUGGAGUUAAUAAUUUUGAUUUCCCAAGUGGGUUUCGUCUCGGUCUCUUGAUUUUCCUUUUCUAUUGGGUUGUUGGUCCUUUUCCUGCAGAACCUUGUGUGACACUCAAAUGAUUAGAUUUCCCAUUUCAGUGAUUUGGGUUUCCCUGGUUAAGUAAAAGUGAGUACAUGGUGGGUUCUCAUUGGGAGUGAAUUUGCGGAAUUAAGACAUCUUGGUAGCUAUGACUAGGGUUCUCUACUGAGAAUUACUCAUGUAUAUGUGAAAGAUACAGUAGGAAUGAAUGAACUCUUAUUGUUGGUAAAUGUAAGUUGUAAUCUUGAGGAAGUGAAUGUUCAUGAACAGACGAACAAAUUGGGAAGCUUUAGAUCUUUAACAUGGUUCUGAUAGUCCUGGUGCUGGAAAGAUUCGGUUUUACUAGCCUCGUCCUCAUUUUGUUUGAAAUCGAUUGAUCGACUUAGUUAUCUUCACGAAGUGUUUUUGGGUGAAUCUGACUCUGCUUGUGACCUGUUUGUUUAAUGUCUCAGAGAAUGGAAUCUCUACCUGAUGCCAUUGUCCAAUCCAUCUUCUCAUACAUGAACAAUGCUAAGGAUGUAGCCAUUUGCAAUUCGGUAUCAAAGAGUUGGAAGGAUUCAUUGCCUUACAUCAGAAGCCUCUACUUCCCUCGAAGCUCUUUCGAUAACUACAAUGGUGUUGACCAUCCUGAUACUAUCGUGUGGAGAAUGGUGGCUGCUGUUGUUCGAUUGGAAGAGCUUGUCGUAUACAGCCCAUUCACCUGCAAAGGCCUGGCCUCCUGGCUGUUGCUUGCUGGGUCAUCACUCAGGCAGCUCGAGCUUAGAAUGGAUAACAUUGCCGAGUACCAACAAGGUUGCAGUGAGGCCCUGAACUCAAAGGUGGACUGUCUUGGUUAUGCCAGGAACCUUGAGUCCCUCAAGCUUUGGGGUGUCCUCCUGAUGAAUGCCCCCAAGUGGGAUCUCUUUCCAAAGCUUCAGAGCCUUGAAAUUGUUGGAGCUAGGUUGGAGGAUUCUGCAUUGUCCUCUGCACUCCAGGCAUGCCCUAAUUUGAAAACAUUGGUGCUCCUUGGCUGUGAAGGGAGUAGCAACGUGUCUAUUGACUUGCCCCAUUUGCAGCAUUGCAAGCUGGACUUUUAUGGUGCAGGGAACUGCUCAUUCACCUUGAAUUCCCCCAGAGUUGAGGUGCUUGAGAUACAAGGCUGUAGUUGGAUUAGGGUUCGUGAGACCAAAUGCUUGAAGAAUCUUACCAUCUCCAACAGUGCAGGUAGAGUAUACAUGGUUGACUUUGACAAACUCGCGGCGCUUGAAUCCUUAACUAUGAGAGGAAUCCAAUGGUGUUGGGAUGCCAUCAGAAAAAUGCUUCAAUGUGCAAGUGAGGUGAAGCAGCUGUUCAUGAAGGUUGAGUUCACCGGGGAUUUUGAUUCCCUUGAUCCUUUCCCAGAGGUUGAUUUAGUGGAUUUCUUCAAUAGCCAUCCCAAGCUGCAAAAGUUUGAUAUCCAUGGAGCCAUGUUUGCAUCUCUUUGCCACAAGAACAGUCUUAGAAAUCUGGACUCUGGAUUUGUAAUUCCUUCACUGGAGGAGGUGGUGGUCACAGUGAGGUCACCAUUGAAAGCUGAACAAAAGAUCAACACUCUAGAGUCGCUGUUGAAGUAUGGGAGGAACAUGAAGACAAUGGCGAUUAGGAUCCUUCAGAUGAAGAGCAGCCAUAGUAGUGCAGAUGAUUUCUUUGACGACAUUUGCAGGUUUCAACGCCUAAAUCACAAGAUAGUUCGAAUAGAAUGAUUAAUCAUUAUUUAUUUGUUCUGACUAAAACUGUUCAUUGAAAGUAGGUGUCUUCAUCAUUUCCACCUUUCUAGCUUACUUGUAGAUUCACCAAGCUAAAACUGUUUUCCCAUGUCAAGGGCUGAGGCUGUUUCCUCUUUUCUGUUACUUUAGCACAUCAUUAUAGGUCUUGGGGUUGGAAUACUACUACUUUGUAGUAAUCUCUGUUCUCUUGACUUCGAGUAGUUACUGAACUAUGACUGAAUUCAGCUCGCUUUUCCCAUUUCAUGGCUUUUCAGAGCAUUCUCUGUUAUCAUUACAUAGUCAUUGCACAAUCCAACUUCUGAGAAUUUGUAAGGAUUGAGUUCUUAAUUCGUUAAGAUGGUUGAAAAAACUCAUUUCUAGAUUUCCCAAAUUUUUAAUGGUGAUGACAUUGGGCAGUACAGCAGUCGAUUGCUUGAACUAACUCAUUGAUAGAUGUUCCUAUUGGAAGAGAAUAGGGGUGGCAAGAAUAUUCACUAACAUGGUUAAUUGAUGAACUCGAUAUGGUUAAAUAAGGUGAAACUCGAAUUAAAUCAAUUACUCGAUGUAUAGAUAAAUUUUGAACUUGAAU